Ricinus communis (castor bean) is the source of this 755-nucleotide messenger RNA. RefSeq lists its product as uncharacterized. NCBI's taxonomy places the organism in Eukaryota, Viridiplantae, Streptophyta, Magnoliopsida, Malpighiales, Euphorbiaceae. The transcript is spliced from 4 exons. The coding region runs from base 106 to 582 and encodes 158 amino acids. The record is from RefSeq and is a predicted model, not a curated record.
GUGUAUAUAUAUAUAUAUAUAUACAAAGCUUCUUUUAUCCCUCAAAAACCACCCAAAUCUUAUCUUCUUUCUCAUUAUUGAUUUGGCUAAAGGGCAGAGGUCGACAUGGGCCAGUCAUUGAUGAAAUUGUCUCGAGAAAACAGGCAGAACAAGGAAAAGGAGAUAGGGUGUACAAUAGGAGAAUGCUAUGACAAGUUUUUUGUAGAUACUGAAGUCUGGGAAUUGGCUGAUUUCUACAGAGCAGUUUGCCAAACUGUUGAUGAGAUCAACAAGAAGAUUAAAAGCACACAAUUCCGAACCCCAGAUGCUGAGAAACUCAAGGAAGUGUAUCAAAUUCACUACAAAGAUAAAGGUAAACACCUGACAAAGGAAGAGUUUCAGAAAAUCCUCCAAGAAGUGAUAAUUCACACAGGGUUUACAGGUUUUGGAUCAAAAGACAUUUUUCUUUUCCUCUUCGGAGUUCCAGCAGCUGCCUUCUUUAUCAAGCAAAGGGUAGCUCCAAAAGCAGUUCCUAAUGAUGUCCUUAUUCCUACUGUCACCUCUGCCACAGUCUACCUUCUUGCCAAGCUAAAUAAGAUAUGAAAUAUAUGUAAUUUUGCCAAGCAGUUCCUAAUUGUUUGCUUCCUGUAUAUAUUAAGAUUAUUUACUUGAAAGAGUUUGUUUCUUAUGUAAAUUGAUAAGAGUUAAAUGAGAAUUUAAAUUUAAAAAAAAUGUAAGAAGUGGAUCACUUCAAACUAUAUAUUUCUUUUUCAAAG